UGUAAUGCUUUUGCAAAGACGUGGGACGAUAAAAAAAAAAAGGAAAUUACAUUAGAAAUAAUAAUAAGUUUAGUUGUUUGCGACGUACGGGUGCAUCAACAAGACCGAUACAAUUUAAAAUGUAACAAAUAAACUAAAAUGCACCAGGGAAAUGAAUAAACAAUCAGCAGCUACUAAACAUAAUCCUGUGUCAUGCCAUGGACAGUGUGAAGAUGGAAUCUGUCCAGAUUAAAGAGGAGUUUCCUGAACUUGAACCUCUCCCCAUUAGAGUGGAGUUCUCUGGGCUGGCUUCCCUCCCCAUUAAACAGGAGCUCAGUGAGAAGCAAUGUGACAGCAGUCAGCCAGAGGUCUCUGAGAUUAAAGCUGAGCACAAAGAAUUGGAGAUCCCCCAGACAGAAGAAUCCCUUCCUGUUAAACAGGAAGAGGUGCUGGAAAUUGUCCGUAUUAAACAGGAGCCCCCUGAAGUAGAAUCUGACCACGGGGACCCAGGGAAGGAAGAAUCAGAGGACUUCAAACCAAACAUCCCUGAGCUGGAGCCUGUACGCCUGCAGGAGUGCAGCGUGGUGCUGGAGAGAAUCUUCGUGAGAGAGCAAGGUGCUGGAGAGGAAGGCUUUUCCAACAGCACGCAAGGAGGUGGAAAGAAAGCUGGGUUGUCACAUUCAGAAUGCAGUCCAGCAGGUUCCAGUCCUGCAGCUAAAGCGAGUGUGGGCGUUGGAGAAGAUCCUGACUGUGGGAAAGAUUUCACCCAGUUAGGUCAUUUAAAACAAAAGCGGAGCAUUCACACAGGAGAGAAAUUGUAUCGCUGCUCAGACUGUGGGAAGAGUUUUGGUCAGUCCGGACACUUUGCUUUACAUCAGCGAAUUCACACAGGAGUUAAACCGUAUUGCUGCUCUGACUGUGGGAAGAGUUUCAGUCGGACAGACAGCCUUGCCUCACACCAGCGAGUUCACACAGGAGAGAAACCGUAUCGCUGCACUGACUGUGGGAAGAGUUUCAGUAGGACAGGCAGCCUUGUUUCACACCAUGGUCGGUGA
Polyodon spathula (Mississippi paddlefish) is the source of this 1034-nucleotide messenger RNA. RefSeq names its product zinc finger and SCAN domain-containing protein 2-like. The transcript is spliced from 4 exons. Gene Ontology annotation, molecular function: RNA polymerase II cis-regulatory region sequence-specific DNA binding; DNA-binding transcription factor activity. Bases 198 to 1034 code for a protein of 278 amino acids. Gene Ontology annotation, biological process: regulation of transcription by RNA polymerase II. NCBI's taxonomy places the organism in Eukaryota, Metazoa, Chordata, Actinopteri, Acipenseriformes, Polyodontidae. The record is from RefSeq and is a predicted model, not a curated record.